Messenger RNA from Salvia miltiorrhiza (redroot sage), 2997 nucleotides. RefSeq names its product telomere repeat-binding protein 1-like. NCBI's taxonomy places the organism in Eukaryota, Viridiplantae, Streptophyta, Magnoliopsida, Lamiales, Lamiaceae. Gene Ontology annotation, molecular function: protein binding. The record is from RefSeq and is a predicted model, not a curated record.
GUUGGGGUUUAAGCUAUGGUGUGGAAGCCGGAAGAGGUGGUUUUCACAGGGUUUUUGGCUAUCUUUUCAAUUUCAACCGAAAGAAACAAAAUAAGAAAUUAGAUUACAAAAUAAAAAAUAAAAAAAUUGAUGGGGGGAAUUGAGUGACAUUCUUCAACUUUUUUUUUUUGGUUUGAUUUUCUGAUCGUGAAAAAAUAGAUUAGAUGAUUUUGGUUGUUGAAGAUUCAAGAUGAAAUGUUUCAGAAUGGAAAAGUUUUGAUCUUGCGUUGUUGUUGGCAUAGUUGUAGGAAUAUUUUUCACUGGAUUUUGCUUGCAGAAGAAAAUGAUGUGGCAAUUGAAGAUAAUUCAUGGUGGCAUGGAAGAGAUUUUGAUUCCUUGAAGGUGUCGUGCCCAUUUUCGUUGCUCUGGGAUUAUGUUAUAAUCAGUUUCGGAAGACUGGUCUUCCUGUUUUAUGAAUUUACUGGGUAUGGUUCUGAGAUAUGGCAUUGCAGAAGAGAUUAGAGUAUGGAUUUAAUGGCUAUCAGGUGCCUCCGACUCCUCGAGCUGCCAGAUCAGUUAGGAGGAGGAGCUUAUUUAAGAGGAAAGCUGAUGACAACCAAAUGUGUGCAUUUGACUUAUUAGCAACCGUAGCUGGGAAGUUACUCUUGGAUGGCGAAAGUCUGCCAUCUGCAAAUACAAAUGCUGGAAAAGAGCAGCCUCCUACUCUGGGAAAUUCUGUCGGGAAGGAAGAUAAGGGUGAGAAUAAGCCUUUAGAAGAAAAAUCUUGUGAUCGAGAUUGUUAUGAAAGGAACUUUCUCUUUACUGAAAUUGUCUCCGAAGCCCCCAAUCCAAAUUUGUGUUCGAACGAACUUGCUUGCCCUCAAAACGAUAUAAUCUCGAGGCCCGCCUCUGGUAUAACAUCUUCUGAUUGCUCGGAGAAGUUUGGUUCCGCAGAACAAUUGGUCAAUGAUGACUGCAAGCUCAGCCUUGGGAUUUCUACUCCUUCAGUUGAUAUUGAGUCGUCUGGUCUUAGGCUAUCUGCUAAUUCUGGGUCGGAGGACGAGAGUAGGAAGGGCAGGAAAGACAUAAAACUGGAUUCUGCAAAUAUUAGGAAUUUGUCGAUAAGUAAUAAGGUUUCUCUGGGCAGUUCAGUGCGUCCAGAGGCGUCAGACAGAAAAUCUUCUGCAUUAGUGUGUUCAGUUGAUAGUGUAAAGUUUCCAUUUUGUAGGGACCGUACUUCUUGCGGUCCUUUCCCCGUUAACCGGGAGAAUGUAAAGUUAGUUACUAGAGAUGAUGACGAUAACUCUUCUGAGUGCAUCGAACCUAGCGCCAGAAAUAAGGCCUUUAAGCAGCCUGGAGACCGUAGGUUUAGAAAGUUUCUAGCACCUAAGCAUUGUAAAAUAACUUCAAACGUGAAGGAUGACGAAGGCUGUAAUGCUGAAAGAUGCAAUUAUCUCAACAGGAAGAAUGGUCUUAAGCGCCAAAGGUCUCUCAGGGACUAUCCUUUCAAAAAGAGGAAGCUUUAUGACUGUAGCUCGGUCUCUAAUUCUGAUGAAAGCAUCACUGGUGAUGGGAUGUUCGGAGUGUCUGAAAAUGGCGCUAAUGAAGAUGGACUCAGAUCUGGUCCAACGCUGCCGGGAGCAAAUGCGGCGCCAACUUCCGUAGCAGGAGGAUAUGAUUCUUUCCACUCCAAGAAUAGCCAAGUCAAGCUUAGAAUCAAGUCUUUUAGGGUUCCGGAGUUAUUUAUUGAGAUUCCAGAAACUGCGACAGUUGGUUCUCUGAAGCGUAUGGUUAUGGAAGCAGUAAACACAGUACUUGGUGGUGGAUUACGUGUCGGAGUAGUACUUCAGGGUAAGAAGAUUCGAGAUGAUAACAAGACUUUGUUGCAGACUGGAAUUUCUCACGAAAACAAGAUGGAUACCCUGGGAUUCACUCUCGAGGCCAGCCCUGCUCCAGCCCCGAUAAGAUCGUAUCCUGAAGAUUGUCAAGGUCAACUGCUGUGCGACAAUCCUCAACCACUCGCCAGGUAUCCGCCUACGCCUACUAUCACUCAAAGUGCUGGCCAGCUGGGGAAUCAAGAUACUCAUCCGGAUCUUCAUGGAAGUUUCAACAAUUUCAUAGAAAGUGAUCACGAUUCAGCUCCUUCUCUCCUUGGUAUGUCGUUGCAGAGAGCUACUUCAGAAUCAAAGGCACUGGUUCCACUGCCUUCAGCAAAACAAGAUGCAUUAGCUGUGGUGCCUCUGAGAAAAUCUAAGCGAUCUGAGUCUACACAGCGACGUAUCCGUAGACCCUUCACCGUUGCUGAAGUGGAAGCUCUAGUUCAGGCUGUUGAGAAACUCGGAACUGGAAGAUGGCGUGAUGUGAAACUGAGAGCUUUUGAUAAUGCAAAGCACAGAACUUACGUGGAUUUGAAGGAUAAGUGGAAGACAUUGGUCCACACGGCAGGAAUAUCUCCUCAGCAGAGGCGGGGGGAGCCCGUGCCACAGGAGCUCCUGGACAGGGUGUUGACGGCCCAUGCUUACUGGUCACAGCAGCAGAAACAGCAGCAGCUCAAGUCCCAGCCAGAUACUUGCCUUCUUCUAUGAAAAGCUCGGUUCCAUUAGUCGACAAGACGCAUCUAGGUGUGGUCUUUCCCUCUCUUCACAUUGUUUUUUUCUGUGAUUAUUACAAUACUAGUAGUAUGUAUAAAAGUGUGUCAAAAAGGAGUAAAUUAGUGUUUAUGUAAUAUUUGGGUUGUAGCAGUUGUAAAUGCAUUACAGAAUAAGGGGGUUUUCCGCUAACAGAAUUGAUUAUGCUGGGAAACUGGCAGUCUUUUAAUGUGAAGUUUCUCUCUUUGGUUCAAUUUUGUUUGGUUUUUGUGGGGUGGGAGUGUCAGUUGAUUUCUUGUCAAUUGUAGUGUAAUCACCUCUCUUGUUGAUGUAGAAUCACUUGAUUCUUGUCCAGUUUAAAGCUAAAGCUAUUAUUAUUGUAACAAGACUGUUUUUGUUAUAAACAUUUGUAUCACAUUUUUUACUUGUA